AUGCCACCCGCGGCCUCGUUGCCCUUUGGUGUCUUCUCUCCUCCACGGAAUUCUUAUGAAUGGAAGAGAGCCCUCCUUGAUGUGAAAUGGCUAUGUUUCAACCAGCAAUACAAGCAAUGUGCCUUGCGUUGCAAUCAGCUCAUAGACACCGCUUCUAGUCCGCUCUAUCCAAUCCGUGCGACCUACCUCCACUAUUAUGCAGCCACCUCAUAUGAGUACAUGGGACGAGCAGCCCAUAUAUUUUCGGCUGUCAAGGUCCCACUUCUGACUUCUGCUAUGGAGCAGUUUCAGAUUGCCUAUGAGUCUUUGCCAGCUACUCUCCCACCCCCGGUUCUGAAUCCCAACCAGACCUACUCACCAGUUACUUUUCUUCAUUCGCCCAACACGUCUCCUCGGUCUUCCUUGAGUACCGUUGUGUGGAGUCCCACAAUUUCGCCGACCUAUGAUCUCCCUCCAGGCCCUGGCCCUGAUCCAAAUGCUCAAGCUCUGUCAGUUCAGAAUCUAUCAGCUCAUAAUACUAAGCUAGCUCAAACUCCUCCCUCACCUGUCCUUUCUCCCUCUUCUCCUUCCCACUCGUCUAUUACCACUGCUUUUUGCGUCACACCACCUCCUACUGUCCGAGAAGCCUCGUUUCUUAACUAUGACGUUCCACCCCCAGCUUUUCAUAUCCCGCCUCCGACCCGUAAGCCCCCUCCUCCACCACACGGCAGCUCUCCUCGCCCAGCUACGAGAGACCAAUUGCUCUCUUUCAAUAGUGCCAGAGAUGGGCUUCCCAAUGGAGGAUCUAUCGUCCGAAACAUUGCCCGGAUGAUCGAUAACUCUAUUAUCGCGGGAGCCGACGACCCAUUUGUGACCCGCGUGCCGCCGAAACAUGACAGUCUAAAGCGGCCGCCAGUACGUCUAUCUCCGAUCAAAUUCCCAGCUGAACUUGAGGACCCAGCAAAGCGCAACGAGCUUAUCCCACCCCCACUUGCAAUUCGGAAGAGCUCCGGCGAAGUGCUCAUGUGCAGCAGCUCUGCAAUGGUAAUCUGUGGAGGUUCAGAGCAAGAAACGUCUAGGAAUGAGGUGAAUCGACGAGUCCGAUCUCGCCCUCCCCGGCUACCCUUGAAGAUAAUCCCAUCCGGACGACUGAAUGCUAACACAGAGGAGGCGAGCCCUUCAACCCUAGCACCGCAGCCGAAGCGUCUGAGUCCCGUCCUCUCUUCGCCCAGUACCAUAACUCCAUCGACGCCAACCCCCGUUAUGAGAAAGAAGAUCCCCAUCCUCGGCUCCCCUUUCACCAGCCGCGCAGGCUCACCAGAGCAGAGAAGCACCAAGUCGCCCUCGUUGCGGUCGAGAAAGUCCUCCCCCGCGCCUGUCAGCGCCGAGCGCGCCGCCCAGAUCAAUCAAUUCAACAGCGCCGUCAAGUGGCUCCGUGAGCAUAUUCCCGCCGACGUGACCGGACUCCGCAAGCAGAUCAAGCAUGUUUCGGAUCUACAGCAGGCUCGUCGCUCUCGCAACACGACUAUGGCCCGCUCUGCUUCCUUCUGGACCUUUUCUCCCGUUAAGCCUAACCCCGAUUCCGGUGCUGCCCAGGAACCUCCUGUGAUCGAAGGACCUAAUAUCGAUGAGUAUGGAAAUGUUAUUCGGGUUGAGACUAAGGCGCAGCGCAUUAAGCGGCUCAGGGAAGAGGAUUGGAGGAUUGGUAUUCGGUCGAAGCAUAGUCACUGGAAGGGAACUGAGUACUACGAUGAGCUUUGCGAAACUGCUUUGGCUGAGCUUGGUGAGACAGGUUAUGGAUCUCGCGAAUGGCUGUAUCGGUGA
Penicillium expansum is the source of this 1803-nucleotide messenger RNA. RefSeq lists its product as uncharacterized. The record is from RefSeq and is a predicted model, not a curated record. The transcript is spliced from 2 exons. NCBI's taxonomy places the organism in Eukaryota, Fungi, Ascomycota, Eurotiomycetes, Eurotiales, Aspergillaceae. The coding region runs from base 1 to 1803 and encodes 600 amino acids.